Molecule: messenger RNA, 999 nt
Organism: Elephantulus edwardii (Cape elephant shrew)
Lineage: Eukaryota; Metazoa; Chordata; Mammalia; Macroscelidea; Macroscelididae
Gene: FBL
Product: fibrillarin
Exons: 9
Coding region: 1-999 (332 amino acids)
Biological process (GO): box C/D sno(s)RNA 3'-end processing; rRNA methylation
Cellular component (GO): box C/D methylation guide snoRNP complex; nucleolus; small-subunit processome
Molecular function (GO): RNA binding; rRNA methyltransferase activity; histone H2AQ104 methyltransferase activity
Source: RefSeq, a predicted model, not a curated record
AUGAAGCCAGGUUUUAGUCCCCGAGGGGGCGGUUUCAGAGGCCGAGGAGGAUUUGGUGACCGAGGUGGCUUUGGUGGUGACCGUGGCGGCUUUGGUGGUGACCGUGGCGGUCGUGGUGGCCGAGGAGGCUUCGGUGGGGGCCGAGGUCGAGGUCGAGGAGGAGGCAGUGGUGGCGGUGGCUUCCGGGGCAGAGGUCGAGGAGGAGGACGAGGUGGUGGAGGAAGCUUUCAGUCUGGUGCCCGGGGUCGUGGCAGAGGAGGAAAAAGAGGAAAUCCAGGGGGUAAGAAUGUGAUGGUGGAACCGCACCGACAUGAAGGUGUUUUCAUUUGCCGAGGAAAGGAAGAUGCCCUGGUUACCAAGAAUCUGGUCCCUGGAGAAUCCGUUUAUGGCGAGAAGAGAGUUUCCAUUUCGGAGGGAGAUGACAAAAUUGAGUAUCGCGCCUGGAACCCCUUCCGCUCCAAGCUGGCGGCAGCGAUCCUGGGUGGUGUUGACCAAAUCCACAUCAAACCUGGUGCCAAGGUGCUCUACCUUGGAGCCGCCUCAGGCACCACUGUCUCCCAUGUGUCUGACAUUGUAGGCCAGGAUGGUCUGGUCUAUGCCGUUGAAUUCUCCCAUCGCUCUGGCCGGGACCUCAUUAACCUGGCCAAGAAAAGGACCAACAUAAUCCCUGUCAUCGAGGAUGCUCGGCACCCACACAAAUACCGCAUGCUUAUUGCAAUGGUAGAUGUGAUCUUUGCAGACGUGGCCCAGCCUGAUCAAACCCGGAUUGUGGCCCUGAAUGCUCACACCUUCCUUCGUAAUGGAGGGCAUUUUGUGAUUUCUAUUAAGGCUAACUGCAUUGACUCCACAGCCUCUGCUGAGGCAGUGUUUGCUUCUGAAGUGAAGAAGAUGCAACAGGAGAACAUGAAGCCCCAGGAACAGUUGACCCUAGAGCCAUAUGAAAGAGACCACGCUGUGGUGGUGGGUGUGUACAGGCCACCGCCCAAAGUGAAGAGCUAA